Messenger RNA from Ceratitis capitata (Mediterranean fruit fly), 544 nucleotides. RefSeq lists its product as uncharacterized. Lineage: Eukaryota; Metazoa; Arthropoda; Insecta; Diptera; Tephritidae. The record is from RefSeq and is a predicted model, not a curated record. The transcript has 4 exons. Bases 73 to 504 code for a protein of 143 amino acids.
CAGCACUGCUUUUUUCGUUGUUGUCAAAAUACAACAUUUGGUAAAGUAAAAAAGAAUGAUACAUACACCAAAAUGGACGGAGCGCAACAAAAUAAAAAAAAGGCCAGAACAACAAAAGCGCAGCUGAAAUGGUAUGUUGAAUUCAUACAAAGUAUUCGAAAGAUACUAAGCGGGAAGAACACACCAUAUGAUCCUCAAGUUCAGAAAAGAUUGUGGGACGAAAUAGCCCUGAAUUUAAAUUCAUUUUAUGGGCCGAAUACAACUGCCACAAAAUGGAAAGAGUCUUUAAGCAACUGGAAGAAGCAGCUCCACGCUCGGGCUCGAAAGCUAAAAGCAGAACGCUUGCGCGGAGGUUCGUUUUCAGGCGAAGAGUUAUCAGAGUUCGAGGAACAAGCUAUUUCUGCAUUUGGCAUGGGCGCAGUCAAUGGAUUGGAGUGCGUAACCUUGGGUCUUCCUGGCACAUUUACAACUCCUGCGACUCAAUCACCACUAGUGUUUGUCUAGAAGACAUUUUAGUUAGUAGUAUUAAGAUUUAUGUAAAUAU